UAUAGCAUUUCCAAGUCAGAGUAUGUUCACAUGGCAUUCAGUAACACUUCUUUGUUUGUUUCAAGAUCUCUAUUGCCACUUGGAGGUUAAUUCUACGUCCUCUGUGGUGGGUGAUGGUGAUAUAUUCCAUCUGUAUCUUGUUGUUGAUCUACACAUAUCAGUUUGAUAACAUGCCUGUCUACUGGCAUAAUGCAACAGGGCUAUCGGACCAAUGGCUGUACAAUCUUGGACUUCGCCAACACACAAAAGCCAGCCUUCUGUUAGAACUUCUUACACCCACUGCCUUUUCAAUCAUUAUUGUUAUACAACUACAUUUCUUCCAUCGUCCAUUUCUGGCCAUGAUUGAUUUGAAAGUGAGAUCUAGCCCCACAGCCCACCAAUCAGCAGCAAGAGGUGCUGUAGAACCACAUACCACUGCCUCCACCUCCCAACAAGAUGGCGCCGGACAUUCAGAGCCUGCACGGGAGUCCCGGCAGAAUACUCAGAAGUCUUUUCUGGUGGUGGCACUUAUCAAGAUCGUGAACUUUUACAAUGAUCUAACUGUUUUCCUUUGGAGAGUUGGAGAACUGCACAUGUUGAAACUGGUCAAUUUGACACUGAUUUUUGUGGUGCUUUAUCAGGUUGGGUGAACUAAUGAUUUUCAUUUUUUA
Molecule: messenger RNA, 650 nt
Organism: Orbicella faveolata
Lineage: Eukaryota; Metazoa; Cnidaria; Anthozoa; Scleractinia; Merulinidae
Product: piezo-type mechanosensitive ion channel component 1-like
Cellular component (GO): membrane
Molecular function (GO): mechanosensitive monoatomic ion channel activity
Source: RefSeq, a predicted model, not a curated record